This is a messenger RNA of Falco peregrinus (peregrine falcon), 2095 nucleotides long. RefSeq names its product actin related protein 2/3 complex subunit 1B (gene ARPC1B). The transcript has 10 exons. NCBI's taxonomy places the organism in Eukaryota, Metazoa, Chordata, Aves, Falconiformes, Falconidae. Gene Ontology annotation, biological process: Arp2/3 complex-mediated actin nucleation. The record is from RefSeq and is a predicted model, not a curated record. Gene Ontology annotation, molecular function: actin filament binding. Gene Ontology annotation, cellular component: Arp2/3 protein complex; actin cytoskeleton. The coding region runs from base 725 to 1834 and encodes 369 amino acids.
CCAGCGUUGAAGCGUUGAAGCCGGAAAGCGUGGCAGCACACCCGGCCUCCCAUCCCUCCUCCCAGGGCCAUUCCAGCCCCGUCCCUGUUUCACACACUUUUCUGCUCCUGAUCUUUUGCAACGCCUCCAGCAGCAUCCCCGCUUGCCGAUGGUUUUAUCCGGCACUCGUGGUGCUGCUCCGGCCGCAGGGCUUGGGGCAGAGGCACGUGGCGGUGGCAGCUUUGUCCCCUCCUGCAGGUGACCCCUGGAUGCUGUGGGGCAGGUCGGUGGGGCUGGGCUUGGGCAGCCGCGUCCUUGGCCUGUGGGGGUGGGUGCUGCAGGGGGCUCGGCUGUGGGGUGUGGGGCAGCGGGGGUCGAGCUGUGCAUCGGUGCUGGGAUCUCGCCACAUGUAACAGGCAGGUGAUGGAGCCGCACAGAUUUUCUUUUCACCAGCCCAGGGCAAAGGUUUGCUAGGAGGGACUUUUUUCCGUCCCCUGUACCGUUUCUAGCUGCCAAAGAAAACGGGCAGCAUUCAGCGAGUUCCCAAAAUAGCUGAGAAGUGAGCUGUGAGUAAUCCCCCUCCCUCACGCCCCGGCGAGGUGUUUCCCUGUGCCUGUGCCAUUACCUUGCCUGGGUGGCCGAGGGGCUGCACCGCUGCUCUGAGCCCUUCCCGACCCCCGGUACCCGGAGGGGACCCGUGGAAAGCUGCUCCGUGCCGUGACUCCGGAGCCGUCGCCCGUGAGCCAUGGCCUACCACAGCUUCCUGCUGGAGCCCAUCAGCUGCCAUGCCUGGAACAAGGACCGGACCCAGAUCGCCCUCUGCCCCAACAACCACGAGGUCCACAUCUACUGCAAGCAGGGGGCCAAGUGGAGCAAGGUCCAUGAGCUGAAGGAACACAACGGACAGGUGACAGGCAUUGACUGGGCCCCCGAGAGCAACCGGCUGGUGACGUGUGGGACCGACCGCAAUGCCUACGUCUGGACCCUGAAGGGCAAUGUCUGGAAACCCACCCUGGUCAUCCUGCGGAUCAACCGGGCCGCCCGCUGCGUCAAGUGGUCCCCCAAGGAGAAUAAGUUUGCUGUGGGCAGCGGCUCCCGGCUCAUCUCCAUCUGCUACUUUGAGCAGGAAAAUGACUGGUGGGUUUGCAAGCACAUCAAGAAGCCCAUCCGCUCAACGGUCCUCAGCCUCGACUGGCACCCCAACAACGUCCUCCUGGCUGCCGGCUCCUGCGAUUUCAAGUGCCGGAUCUUCUCAGCCUACAUCAAGGAGGUGGAGGAGCGGCCCAGCCCCACGCCGUGGGGCUCCAAGAUGCCUUUCGGGGAGCUGAUGUUCGAGUCGAGCAGCAGCUGCGGGUGGGUGCACAGCAUCUGCUUCUCGGCCAGCGGCACCCGCGUCGCCUGGGUGAGCCACGACAGCACCCUCUGCCUCGCUGAUGCCAGCAAGAAGAUGGCCGUCGCCUCCCUGUGCACCGAGACCUUGCCCCUCCUGGCCGUCACCUUCAUCACUGAAAACAGCCUGGUGGCUGCGGGCCACGACUGCUACCCGAUGUUGUUCACCUACGAGGAGAGCCAGGGCACGCUGACCUUCGGGGGGAAGCUGGACGUCCCCAAGCAGAGCUCCCAGCGUGGCCUGACUGCCCGCGAGCGCUUCCAGAACUUGGACAAGAAAGCGAGUUCGGACACUGCCAACGCCAUGCUGGACACCCUGCACAAGAACAGCAUCAGCCAGAUCUCCGUGCUGACCGGCGGGAAGGCCAACUGCUCACAGUUCUGCACCACUGGGAUGGACGGCGGCAUGAGCAUCUGGGAUGUCAAGAGCCUGGAGUCGGCACUGAAGGAUCUCAAGAUCAAAUGAAGGAGCCAUCCGGGAAGGGCAUCCCGGCUGCCAGCCUGCUCCUGCCGCGCCUGCCUGCUUUGCCCCGCGAGCCCCCGCGCCCCGCGAGCUGGCCACGAUGCCACCGGCACGCGUCCCUGGCUGCCAGCCAGCCCCGGCGUCUGCUCUCAGACAAGAGAAAAAUGAUUUUCUUUUUUACUAUUUUUGUUACCAUCCUACCUGAUGCUGGUCAUACAUAGCUUGAAAGAAAUAAAAAAUAAAGUAAGGAAUUUCCUGUAUAAA